GCUGUGACAGCAUGGGAUUUCCUGUAUGGGCAGAGUCGAUCUGGGAACUGGGAAGGGAGGAGGUGACAUGGCUGAGCUGUAUGUGAAGCCGGGUAACCGGGAGAAGGGCUGGAAUGAUCCUCCACAGUUUUCAUAUGGGCUUCAAAACCAGCCAGGGAGUGGCAAACGCACAGCGCUAAAUAAAAGGGUGCCUGUACCUUUACAGGGCUCCCCUCCAGCAGUUCCUAUUUCACAGUCCCUUCCAUCAUCCACUCCUCCAAAGAUGCCACCGGCCAGCCUGGCAAGUAGUGUUGGAGCUCCACCCACUGGACAAGUUGUCUCACCUCUGAGAGCAGAAGGAGUAAAGCAGUUUUCUAACCAGUCUGAAUCGGAGUGUGACAUUAAUGUAAAGGAUAUUUUAGCACCACUAAGUGAAACCCUAGACGCCUGUAAGGAUCUAAUCACGAAACAAGUUUUUAAUGACAUAAGUCGGAGGCUGAAAGUGCUUGAAGAAAUGUGGAACAGUGAAAAAUUAUCUUCUCCUGUACGCAAGAGAAUGAGUAUCCUAGUAAAAGAGCUAAAAUGUCAGAACUGGGAUUCUGCUGACGAGAUUCAUAGGUCUCUUAUGGUGGAUCAUGUCACUGAAGUUAGCCAGUGGAUGGUUGGAGUAAAACGUUUAAUUGCUGAAGCAAGAAACCUUCCUGAAGAUCAUUUAGUGACUAAAGACGAGACACCAGAAGCCUCUUGCGAACAUGAAGUUAAGCAGGACAAAUAAGUAGCACAUUUGCUCUAUUACACAUUCCUCUUUUUAGCAACUUGCAAUUUCUGUGGUGCCAUACAAAACACUACAUAUAAUAAAGUAUUAACCCUUUGCUGCUGCAGGAACAUGGCCAUUACUUUUCUAUUUGUUGUAAGACCCGUUGGUCAUGAAACAACAAACUGACUUUUUUCUAUUUAAAAAGACAAAAAAAAAUUCUUGGUGGGAAUUUUUCCUUAAAGUGUUUAAAAUGCAUUUAAAGUGAUUGUCAAUCCUAGCGUUUUGUGAAACGCUAGGAUUUACAACUGGAGCCAAUAAAGGGGACUUUCAGUCAUAAAGUAAACAAAUACUUCAGGCUGAAAUCUCCUUUUUGUAUCAAGCGUUAGCCACACUGAGCUGCUCAGGCAGCCCACGGCAGAACUCAGUUUUACUGAAAGGUCACGUUUUCACCUCUUAGCCAAUAGCUGUGCAGGAAAUACGGCUUGGCGCCAUGCGCGCUGGAUUUCCGACAUGGCUAUUUGCUAAGAGGUGGAAAUGUCACCUCUCAGACAAAUAGCUUUCUGCCGUGGGCUGCCUGAGCAGCUCAGUGUGGCAAAUGCUUGAAACAAAUAAAGGAGCUUUCAGCAUGAAGUAUUUUAUACUUCAUGAAUGAAAGUCCCUUUUAUUUGUACCAAUGGUUUCACAAACGCUAGGAUUGACAAUCACUUUAACAUCAGUUUAAUAUUCUUUGUGAUGAAUUUGUAGUUUUAACAUUUCUUCUUAAUGUAGCAAUCAUUCUAAUUAGUAUUUUGUUUUUAUUUUGACUAGUAGUAUUCUAACAAGGCUGUAAAUGUGCUUUACAAGGCUGAAAGCAAAUGAACAAAAAAUAAUUAAACUUCCCUUAAUAUUACAUUAGCUGUGUUUUUCUGACGGUGGCUUCUACAAUCAGUCUGGUUAUACUGGGUGCUUUUUAUUUUCAUAUCUUCUGUAUAAAUCAGCACAAUUUUUUUUGGGGGGAGGAAACGAUCACCCUGAUUAGUUAUAUUUACUGAGUUUGCGUGUUUGUUCUGCCAUUUGACUGUCAGGUAAUUACCUUGGGCAGCAUUUUGAUCCUGUGAUGAAAUACAUGAUAUACAUUAUUCAUAAUGCCAAGAGUACAAUUGGAGAGAUGUUGAUACCAUAUGUGAAUUAAUAAAAUAUUUAUUUGUUUUUUCACUUGAA
Bombina bombina (fire-bellied toad) is the source of this 1936-nucleotide messenger RNA. It is a transcript of the gene SRA1, whose product is annotated as steroid receptor RNA activator 1. Gene Ontology annotation, cellular component: nucleus. Lineage: Eukaryota; Metazoa; Chordata; Amphibia; Anura; Bombinatoridae. The transcript is spliced from 5 exons. The record is from RefSeq and is a predicted model, not a curated record. Gene Ontology annotation, biological process: regulation of transcription by RNA polymerase II. Bases 26 to 754 code for a protein of 242 amino acids.